ACUCCACGGUAUUCUCUGUCUCCGAGCGCGCGCCCGGCACAUAGCCACUUCAGUACCGACCACGUGACAACAGACAUCCUCCAUUUUAUUGAAUUACACCGCCGAUGGACCUACUCUGAUUCAAAGAUGGAGGAAUCCCUGGACGGCCGCGAAGCUGGCGCCGGCGCAGCUGGCUUCGACUCGGCCGCCAUUUUAAAUGACGAUGUUUCUCCCACUACCAGCUUCUGUUACAGCAUACCCAACCUGUUUAAUGGUUUAGGCCCUGGCUCAGUGCUCUGCGAACGGCCCGAUGCCGAGGCUACGGAACCCUUCAGUGCCUCCGCGGAACAAUCUGAACCCGUACAACAUCAGCAGUUCGAAGACGACGAGGAGUACUCUCCAAAAUCGAAUUCAAAAAGCGAUAUACCAAAACGCAAACAACGUAGAUACAGGACAACUUUUUCAAACGUGCAGCUGGAGCAGCUAGAAGCAGCCUUCCACAAGACGCACUACCCUGAUGUGUUCUUCAGAGAGGAGUUGGCUAUGAGAAUCGACCUGACGGAGGCCAGGGUUCAGGUGUGGUUCCAAAACCGGCGGGCUAAGUGGCGCAAACAGCAGAAGACGGGUUGUGAGCCGUACCCUCGCGGAAGGUCUCCGGAACAGCGCUCCCCUUCAGCUCUGGCACUGGAAAUGAGGGACUUCAUUACUAUACCUGUGUCUUCACCACAAAUGGUGAACAUAGCCGAGGCAUCUACCCAAAACUAUGCCAAGUCAAAGCAAGCCAUGCCAGCGAUUCACAUAUCAGCCCUCCCGACUCGACAAAAUUCCCAAAUGGAACUACCCUCUUUCUCCAUACCACUCCAAUACAAUCUAGGCACCUUCAAAAAGGUAGAAGACGUACAAUUUGAUAUAGAAACGACAGAAAACGAGCAAUGGGAUGGCAGAAUGAUGCCAAACUUUAAUUUAAUGAAUUUGAAACCUUUGAUAGAAAAUCGAGAGAAUAUUGUCAUGUCUGAACUAAAAUAUGAAGUAAAGAAUGAAAAUAAUAAACGAGUGUAUAAUGAAAUAUCUAUUCAAGGUACUAGCAUAGAGGCAGAUGAUAUAUUAGGCAAAGAGACAGUUAAUGAAGGACAAACAAUUUCACCUGAUUUUGAAAUGGCAAGAUACGAAAACUUUCAAAGCGAAAGUGAGAAGAGAUAUAGAGAAGGUAGUUUUGAAGGAACCAGUAUGGAGGAUGGUAGGAGUGAUUUCAUAUGUGACAGUGAUUUUCUCUGUAAGAAUAAUUAUGAAAAAGUGGAUGAGAAGAGAAGUGAAUUUCAAGAAUGUCAUUUAUUAGAUACGGAGACUAACGUUGGCAUUAAUAAUUUCGAGUCUAAUAUAUAAUACAAUGUUUUACGAAGGAACAAUGUGCAAUACAU
Cydia strobilella is the source of this 1397-nucleotide messenger RNA. Its product is annotated as paired box protein Pax-6-like. The transcript is spliced from 7 exons. Lineage: Eukaryota; Metazoa; Arthropoda; Insecta; Lepidoptera; Tortricidae. The coding region runs from base 127 to 1362 and encodes 411 amino acids. Gene Ontology annotation, biological process: regulation of transcription by RNA polymerase II. Gene Ontology annotation, molecular function: RNA polymerase II transcription regulatory region sequence-specific DNA binding; DNA-binding transcription factor activity, RNA polymerase II-specific. The record is from RefSeq and is a predicted model, not a curated record.